CGCUGAGACUACAUCGGCGCGCGGUGGGUGCCUCACGAUCGCCGGUGCACACACGCAGACACACACACACGUACUAUACCCACGCAGGAUAAUAUACUUGCGGGAGUUCGGACAGUUGGUCUGCUGGCGUAGCUGCUGCAUCCCCUACUACCACACUUGUUCGCCUGCUGCUGCUGUGCUGCUGCUGCUGCUGCUGCUACUACUUCUGCUGCGCCGCACUACGCGAGUGUCUGUGUGUGGUGCAUUAUAGAGUCGUUCGCGCUGCGGCGGCUAGUCAAAAGCACCAACAACCGAUCCCCAAGCCAGUCGUCCAGCCAAGCGCCUCUAAGCGCCAUACACACAUUACAGCCGCGACUUGAAGUGUGCCGUGUUUAUUGUUGUGCCGACAGAGAGAGAGCUGAAGAGAGUUAGUUGUUGAUUGCUGACCAAAGAGGAGACGCUACUGGACAAAAGCCACACAUACCCACACACAUCUAGCCAAAAUGAAACUGAGGAUAGCCCUGAUCACAGCGAUUCUGGCGGCAGUGCUCGGCGCGUCACAGUCACAGUCCUACCAGAACUACAACCCCUUCUUCUACGGUUUCGCGCCCUACAUCAGGCCGGUGUCUCAGCUGACGGCCUCGCGCUUCGUCAACAUGAGGGAUCCACGAGCGAACACAGGACCGAUCUUAUUCCCACCGGGACCACCGUCGGAUCCACGCGACACCAGCGGCGUCAUCGUGGGCGGCAGUGGCUACGGAUUCGUGCCACCCAACGCAGGUAACCAUCUCGGUCGACGCCGAUGAGAAGGCGAACGAUCGAUAACUGCGCUUGAGUUCCGACAUACCUGCAGAUGCCCGAGCUACGCAUGAUUCUUUUUUUUUUGGGGGGAAAUUUUUUUUCGACCUGACACAAUCCAAUGCACCAAAAGAUAUAAUCGUAUAAUGGUGGCGGUGUCUGGCAGACGGAAGAGUACACGCACAUCCUGUACUUGUAAAUAUGUCACAAAUGAAACCGAGGAGUAAAACUGAUGAAAUUAUAUGUGAAUCAAUUAUUUUUAAUGCACAAAAAAUUGCUACUGAUUCGGAAUGGUGCGGAUGAAGCGAGUAUAAUAUUAUAAAUUUAGUUUAAAUAAUUGAUGCUGCUGUGAUGAUUAUUUAAUAUGAUAAGCAUCCUGUAAUGAGCAUUCCUAUACACAGCUUAGUUCCUCUUCGUUUAUCAUAGUAUGAGCCAUUAAUACAACCAAUUAAAAAGUAUACUUUUGCUGGCCUGCGCAAUAUCAUGAAUAAGUAGACACCAGUCCACGCAGCUUGUCACAAGUUGUUUGCGUGUGUAAAUAAAUAGGCAAAGAAUAUUUUUAGUUUUCCUGUUGUUUGCCUGGGGGCAGCGACAUUUUAGAUCAAUUUUUUUUCGUUUGUUUUUUACUAUGUAUGAUGCAUUUGAUGGAAUUUGCGUUACAUAUGCGUGCGAUUAAUUUUAUAAAUAUCGAACAAAUCCGUCAUUGUAAGCGAACGAAUCAAUCAAUAAUAUAAAAAUCGAUGUAAAUUUAGUAUUAGUAAGCCGCACUAAUACCUGCCUGAGAAAUGGGAAUUAAUAUUAAUAUGUUAUUGUAUAGCUGCGUAAUUUAACAAUCACAACUAUUAGACCUGCACAAGCUUAUAAUACAUAUAUUUAUACUUGAUUACUAUCAAUAAAAUUUACC
This is a messenger RNA of Trichogramma pretiosum, 1681 nucleotides long. RefSeq lists its product as uncharacterized. The transcript is spliced from 4 exons. The record is from RefSeq and is a predicted model, not a curated record. Lineage: Eukaryota; Metazoa; Arthropoda; Insecta; Hymenoptera; Trichogrammatidae. The coding region runs from base 483 to 785 and encodes 100 amino acids.